AAUUCCCAAUGCAAAAAUUAGAAUUUUUACGUAUGAAAGCAAAUAAGUGUUGAUUCGAGUUGGAAAAAAGUUGAGAUUGGGGAAAGUGACCGACAGGGGAAGAAGAUCUGGGCAAUGAGAUGAGAAUAGGGAAAGCAACGAGCAGCAGCACCACCAAGUUGAUCUUUCUUUGUGUGGCCCUGUUGGGAACCUUUCUUCUUGUAGAUCUACUCUGGGCCUCCUCCUCUUCUUCUUCCUCCUCCUCCUUCAAUUGGCCACUCCCAGCAUCCAAUGUUCUCAUCUUUCCUAAUCAGACGGUAACAAACAGUAACAAAAAAGGAGAUGCCAGGAUUUUAUCAGCUACCUUUGCCGAUUUUCCUGCCCCACAAUUGAACUGGGAGAAGAUGGCAACAUCACCUGUCCCUCGUCUUGAUGGUGCUGCUCUCCAGAUCAACGACCUUCUUUUCGUAUUUGCUGGUUAUGGAACCAUUGAUCAUGUUCACUCUCAUGUCGAUGUUUACAAUUUCACGGCCAACUCAUGGGGAGGAACAUUUGAUAUGCCCAAAGAAAUGGCUCAUUCACACUUGGGUAUGGUAACUGAUGGCAGAUACAUUUAUGUUGUUACUGGCCAAUACGGUCCCCAGUGCCGGGGUCCUACUGCCCGCAAUUUUGUUCUUGACACCAAAACCAAGCAAUGGCAAGACUUGCCUCCUUUACCAGUCCCAAGAUAUGCGCCGGCAACACAGCUCUGGAGAGGCAGGCUUCAUGUAAUGGGUGGGAGCAAAGAGAAUCGGCAUACUCCAGGAUUAGAGCAUUGGAGUAUUGCUGUUAAAGAUGGAAAAGCUUUAGAAACGGAGUGGCGGACUGAGAUACCCAUUCCUCGUGGUGGACCUCACAGGGCCUGUGUUGUGUUUGAGGACCGACUUUAUGUCCUUGGUGGUCAAGAGGGUGAUUUUAUGGCUAAACCUGGAUCACCUAUUUUCAAGUGCUCACGUAGAAACGAGGUUGUGUAUGAUGAUGUUUACAUGUUAGAUGACGAUAUGACAUGGAAAGUGUUGCCUCCCAUGCCAAAGCCAGAUUCCCAUAUAGAGUUUGCUUGGGCUGUUGUCAACAGGUCUCUUGUGAUUGUUGGAGGAACUACUGAGAAGCACCCAAAUACCAAAAAGAUGACCCUCGUUGGAGAAAUACUCCAAUUUCAAUUUGAUACACAGACAUGGAAAGUUUUAGGCAAACUUCCUUACCGUGUAAAAACAACUCUUGUUGGCUUCUGGAACGGAUGGUUGUACUUCACAUCAGGACAAAGAGACAAAGGACCGGAUGAUCCAUCACCAAGGAAGGUCAUUGGAGAGAUGUGGAGAACUAAACUAAAGUUGUUAUGAGCUCAUAAUUUUACCUAAAAUUCCGCCUAAUAUAGAAAUGUUAGUGUAAAUUAAUGCAUGCAAGUGCCUUUUUUUUCCUUUCUUUUUGUUAUUCUUCUCCUUUUUUCUAUGUUUUCCAUGCAAUUUAUUUUGGUACAGCCUCAUUUAGCAUUGUUGGAAACAAAUUACCAAGUGGAGAGAGAGUGUGCAGUGUAUAUUCUUUUAGCUUCAAUUUUAACGUUGCAAGUAACUGAAGAAAUGCUUUACUCUUCAA
Messenger RNA from Solanum dulcamara, 1611 nucleotides. Its product is annotated as kelch repeat-containing protein At3g27220-like. Gene Ontology annotation, molecular function: protein binding. NCBI's taxonomy places the organism in Eukaryota, Viridiplantae, Streptophyta, Magnoliopsida, Solanales, Solanaceae. The transcript is spliced from 6 exons. The coding region runs from base 120 to 1358 and encodes 412 amino acids. The record is from RefSeq and is a predicted model, not a curated record.